UAAAUAUCUGGUAAAACGUUACUUCCUUUCAACUUUAACCUCCGGCUCAUUUAAAGACAAAAUGGCGGCGUCCUUACAGAGCAUCGUGAGAGCGGUUUGUCGCGUUUCUCCUGCUGUUUUGCAAAGAACUCAUCGAGCUCAGACAAUACAGAAUGGAGUCAGGGUCCUGUUUGCUGCUCCAGUCAUGCGACACUUUUUUAAUUCUGCUAAACUGACAUGUGAUGGAGUCGGUUCUCAGGGUGUCGGUUCUCAGGGAGUCGAAUCACACUCUCGGUUCAGAGACACACCAUGGGAAUACCUGGAGAGUGAAGAGUACAUUGAACGUUAUGGAUCCAGACCUGUUUGGUCUGAUUACAGAAGGAACCAUAAAGGUGGUAUACCUCCUCAAAAGACCAGGAAGACCUGCAUACGAGGAGAGAAGAUAUGUGGGCACCCCUGUCCGAUCUGUCGUGAUCCAAAUAUAAUCAUCCACUACCAGAAUGUUAAUCUGUUACAGCAGUUCAUAAGCCCUCAGACAGGAAUGUUGUACGAUCCAACCAGGACCGGUGUCUGCAUGAAGCAACAGAAACUACUUAAUAAGGCAGUUGAAACCGCAAGAGACCACGGCUUGAUUCCGACCAAGUUACUUUCUGUCGACUAUUCUGGAGAGGACUUCUCAAACUCCCAUGGUGCAGUGGGGUGUACACCUUUGCCACCUGCUUACACACAUGGUGAACCUUGGUACACGUGGUACGGUGACAUAGAGCCAGAUGAACGGGAGCUGGCUCGAGUGAAGAAGAUCUAUAAACCUUACCUAAAGUAGAGUAGGUUUUCGGGGCACAGAUUUAACCUAGUCGUGGACUGAGCGUUGUAAUUUAUAGAGCACUGAUCAUUCAUGUGUUGAGCAAACUGGACCUAGCCGUAAGAUUCAAUUCACUGACUGAUAUGGAACUUAAAUAUGCAUUUUAUUUACUGUGAUAUGCAAUACAUGAUGAAACAUUAAACCCAUGUUACACACAGCUGUAUUAAAAUUCUAAAGGACAUGAUUUGAACAGAAAAGCAGAAAUAAUUAUUAAUAAUGAUAACAGUAUUGGCCACCACAUAUCAAGAUAUGUAUUUUGGACUUUUCAUUUGUAAAUUGUUGGUUUUGUUCUGAAUUCCUCCAAAAUAAAGAAUACGUACAAAUGC
Molecule: messenger RNA, 1167 nt
Organism: Tachysurus vachellii
Lineage: Eukaryota; Metazoa; Chordata; Actinopteri; Siluriformes; Bagridae
Gene: mrps18b
Product: mitochondrial ribosomal protein S18B
Exons: 7
Coding region: 62-802 (246 amino acids)
Biological process (GO): mitochondrial translation
Cellular component (GO): ribosome; mitochondrion
Molecular function (GO): structural constituent of ribosome
Source: RefSeq, a predicted model, not a curated record